Physella acuta is the source of this 2276-nucleotide messenger RNA. Its product is annotated as geranylgeranyl transferase type-2 subunit alpha. Lineage: Eukaryota; Metazoa; Mollusca; Gastropoda; Physidae. Gene Ontology annotation, cellular component: Rab-protein geranylgeranyltransferase complex; cytoplasm. Gene Ontology annotation, biological process: protein geranylgeranylation. Gene Ontology annotation, molecular function: protein binding; Rab geranylgeranyltransferase activity. The record is from RefSeq and is a predicted model, not a curated record.
GUAAACAUCAGAAGUUCGCAUUAUUACUCAAGUUGGCAGUCUGAGACUUUUUAUUAACUUGAAAACAAGUUCAAUUAAAUAUGCAUGGGAGACUCAAAGUAAAAUCUACAGCUGAGCAAUUGGAAGCUAAGAAAAAAGAAAGAGAAAAGAAGUUGCAAUUAUAUAAUGGUGCAAUAACAAAAAUAUUUGAAAAGAAAAAAAAUAAGGAACUGGAUGAAGAGCUACUUUUACUAACUGGUGAGGUUCUAGUUGUGAAUCCAGAUUUUUAUACACUUUGGAAUUAUAGAAAAGAAACAUUUUUAGAGUUCCAAAAAACAAAGUCCAAUGAGGAGCUGCAGAAAAUAUUUUCAUCUGAGCUUCAGUUUUUAGAAACUUGCUUGAAAAUCAAUCCAAAAUCUUAUGGCUCUUGGCAUCAGCGAUGUUUUGUGAUGGACAACAUGCCAGACCCUGACUGGAAUAGAGAACUUGAACUCUGUAACCAGUUCCUCCAGUAUGAUGAGAGAAAUUUUCACUGCUGGGAUUAUCGUAGAUUUGUUGUCAAAAGAUCCAAUGUUUCACCAGAAGCUGAAUUUGAAUUUUCUAUGAGCAAAAUAAGUAAUAAUUUUUCAAACUACUCAUCUUGGCAUUACAGAAGUAAACUGUUACCAAUCCUCUUCCCUGAUCCUUCACAGCCUAUGGGUGUGAGUGAAGAAGCCUUACUUAAAGAAUAUGAGCUUGUCCAGAACGGAUUUUUUACAGAUCCUGAUGAUCAGAGCAACUGGUUUUAUCACCGUUGGUUGAUGGGCAGAGGUGAACAGAAACAGGCGGUGAACUAUUUUAUGAUGUCAAGGUCUGAGAAAAGGGUUCUUGUGUCAUUUGUUAAACAUGUACAGGUUGGGAAGAAAGAACAUAUUUUGCUGGAAUGUAACGAGUCAAAUUUAGAAAACCUUUCUUGGCACAACCAGGAGGGAAACAAUAUGUUCUCUACCAUGUGGAUAUCCUUUCAUUAUCACAUAGCUGAAAAUGUUACUCUCCCAGAGAAGACAGAUUGCUGUAUAAAGCUGACUUUAUUUGACUGUGAUUCUGCUGUCUGCUCAUCUUCCCUUCAACUCAAACAGAAUGACUGCACUAAUCAAAUAUUAAGUUUAAAUAGCUCGGAAACAAGUAGAUUUAGUCAGGAGCUGAGUGCUGUGAAAGCUGAGACUCUGCAACAAGAAUUAGAGUCAGUACGCCAAUUGAUGGAGCUGGAAACAGACAAUAAAUGGGCACUGUUGACAAGUGUCUUGUUAAUGAAGUCUCUGGACCCUGUCAAGUACAAUGAUGAGAUCAUGAACCAAACAGACAGACUGCAAACUCUUGAUCCAAAAAGGAUGAACUAUUAUAAGGAUUUGAGGAGCAAGUUUGCUGUGGAGAGAUGUAUUGAUUCACUGGCUCCAGACUCAUCGGCCACCAUAAUCCUGAACAACCAAAAGCUAACAAAGUUUUACCACACAGAACUGCUGCCUUUUGUUUCCACUCUGGACCUUUCCAACAACAGUUUGAGGGAUUUAAAAAACUUCAGCUUCUUACAGGGCUUGACCUGCUUGGACCUUUCCAGCAACUGCAUUGACAGCUGUGUAGGCCUGCAAAGUCUGAGCAAACUAGAGAAGCUGAUUCUUAGAAAUAACUGUAUCCUUUUUAACAAAUGCUUUUUGUUUGUUUUUGAUACCCACCCACCCCCAUUACCAAUGGUCAGAGUUCUUAACCAACUGUCAGAUAUCUCAACAGCUGAGAGCCUCCAGCAACUGAAGACCUGCCUGGGUCUAACAUUUUUAGAUUUAUCUGGCAACCCUGUCUGUGACAGCGAUCUCAGUAUAGAAGGGAUCAGAGAAAUGCUACCUUCUGUUGUUAUUACUUUUAAGGAAAUACCAUAAUCCAUUUGUUGGCUAACUAGUAAAGGAGAUAUACUAAAUUUUUGUCUCAGCUGAACAAAGUAUGGCUGUGUCAUAGAUUGUAUGCUGAAAACUUAUCAUACAUACACAAUUGGUUUUGUAUAAAAUAAAUUUUUAUCACAUGUCUAUGCAUAUUUCAAAGAAUUUUCUUUGCAUUUCAAAUUAUGUUUCUAUUGUUAUUUUGUAUGUGAGCUUGAGACCCUAAGUUACAAAUUACAUGCAUGCAGUAAUCAAUUAAAAGUUCAAUUAGUAAACAAACUUGACCAAUACAAAAUAAAUAUUGAGAAUUAAACUAUGAAAUAUUACAACUGCUCAUAUAUAUAUAUAUAUUUAUAGUUGAGCUUAAAUGAGUAAUCAAUUGUAUGU